AUCCCUGAAUUAGCACUGAACAACACAACGUGUUGGAUGAAAAUAUUCAUAUAUACAUUGAUCAAACAAAGCUCAAGAACUGAAAUUCUUUGUUCAUUUUGUCUUUCCCUCACGAGCUAGGCUGGUGUUGCAUGGAUCUGACAAUAGCUAAUGAAGGUGGCGUGCAGCGCGACUACAGAAAGGGGAACUGGAACCUUCAAGAAACGAUGGUUCUGAUCGAGGCCAAGAAAAUGGACGACGAGCGGCGGAUGAAGCGAGUGGGAGACAGCACGGAGAGGGGGAAGCCGGCGGAGCUGCGGUGGAAGUGGGUGGAAGAUUACUGCUGGAGAAAGGGGUGUUUCAGGAGCCAGAAUCAGUGCAACGACAAGUGGGACAAUCUGAUGAGGGAUUUCAAGAAAGUGAGGGAGUUUGAGCGGAGAGCCGCCGACAAGUCUUAUUGGAGAAUGGACAAGAUUGAGAGGAAAGACAACAACUUGCCCUCAAACAUGCUGCCGCUCAUAUACGAGGCGCUCGUCGCCGUCGUCGACAGGAAACCUCAAACAACCACGCCGCCGCCGCCACCCAAUGUGCCCACCACUCUAAUUAAUGUUGAAAAAUCUACCGCCCCUUCUUUGGGUGUCCAGUCUCCUCUUCACCCUCCGGCCAUUCUUCCUCCGCCGCCCACCUCUGCUCGCCCAUUCCCUACAGAAGAUUCCGACACUAGUGAGUACUCGGGUUCAGCAGCGAAGAGAAGAAAGAGAAGAGACGGCGGUGAAGGAGGAGAAGUAGGGUCUGCAAUAUCAAAGGGUGCCUCCAUCAUUGCAGAAGCAAUUCAGUCAUGUGAGGAUAGAGAGGAUGAAAGGCACAAACAAAUGGUGAAUUUGCAUGAGAGGAAACUGCAAAUUGAGGAAACCAAGGCUGAGAUCAAUCGACAAGGCAUUAAUGGACUCGUCGACGCCAUUAACAAGCUCGCCAAUUCUAUGCUUGCUUUGGCAGCCCACACAACCAAACCCUCUUCAAAAUAACAUCAUUAAUUCUUAUCCACAUGUAUUCAUAUACUCAUUGGUAUUAAUGGUACAUAGAUUUAGAUUAAUCAUCUAUCUCUUAUUUUCAUUUAAUUCUCAUGAUCGAUUAGGUGACGUCGUCUGACAAUGUGGGUGUGCCACGUGGCGUUGUGUGAGGGAAAAAGGUGAUAGUCAAAGAAGCUAGGAGAGAGAAAAAAUAGUCAAGAUUUGAGUACACUGCAGCAUCAUUGCAGAGUAGCGUUAUUAUUGGUGUCAGUGUUGUUGUUUUGUCAAGGGCCUGCCUGCCUACACUCUCUCACUCACUCUUGUGUGUGUCAAAAUAGGGUUGUAAACGAAUCGAAUCUAGUCGAAUAUC
Molecule: messenger RNA, 1359 nt
Organism: Salvia miltiorrhiza (redroot sage)
Lineage: Eukaryota; Viridiplantae; Streptophyta; Magnoliopsida; Lamiales; Lamiaceae
Product: trihelix transcription factor ASR3-like
Exons: 2
Coding region: 132-1004 (290 amino acids)
Source: RefSeq, a predicted model, not a curated record